AGGAAAUAGACAGUGGGAAGCGUUCUUUGUUUUGUUUACAGAAAUUUCAUUGUGAAUGUAUUUUAUAACAAGGUUCGUGACAAAAUUAAAUAGGAUAAGAAAUUAUAAUACUGCAACACAAUCUUUGUUUUGCUCUCAUUGCUGAAUAAUAUUUUUUUUAAUAAAUCUGUACAUUAAUUAGUUCUUACUUGAUUUACUUUGUAAUGGCAGAUGGAGGAAUAUCUACUGAUGUCAAAAACAUUGUACAAAAUCUUCAAGGAACUCUUAAUAUCGCUUGUGACCAAUUAACAGGUGACCUCCCUGUUCGUGACUGCACUGACUUUGAAAAUGAAACAUUUUGGGCAAACUUUGCUGCAGCAACAAAUUUGGUUUCCCAUGAGGCCACUAAAUUCUGUGUGGCUUUUGAUUCAGGUGGAGUUACGUCAAUUGAAGAAUGUCAGUGUCUCGUAAAUAAAGUUGAAAAUGCCUGUCUGGCUCUCCUUUCGGUUUUCUUCAAAUUUCCGGUUUCUAGAGGUAAAACUUUACACAAAGAAAUUCAUUUACAUGUUUCAAGCAUUUUAAAUGGUAUGAAAAACCUGUGUUCAGCAAUUAUUAACCAAAGCGGUCAUUUACAAAAUGUUGGUAAUGUUUGGGCUGAUUGUGAAGCUGUUGAAAGUCUUCCUAAAAAUAACAUUGAGGCAGUGAUAAAAUUAUGUAGAGAGCAGCAUGAUAUGGUUCAAGAUGCUUCUCAAGAACUCAUGAAUGCAAUAGAAGAAGAAGAAUCGAAUAAUGGUGUUGAUUUGACUCUUCUGACACCUUUGAAUGGUUUGAGGGUUCCAAUCAAUCCAUCGUGGACAGACUCUGACAGAAAUGUGCUCUUUCCAUGUUCGGGUCUCGUGAAGGCUGCCAAAGCAUGCAUAAAGAAAGUUCAAAAAGCUAUAUCUCAGAGGGGGAAUGGAAAUACUCAAAAUUGUAUUGAUGAACUCGAUUUAGUUGCCGAUAUUAUUAAAUCAAGCAGCUUAAUUGCUGAUGACUUGGUCUUGUCUCUUUACCCUCCAAUGAAUCAUUCUGUUGUUCGGCAACACGCAUUAAUGAUUAGAGAUAAUUCUAAAGAAAUCUUAUCAUUUGCCAAGAGUUGCCAUUUUUAUUCCAUAGCAGAUGAUGUGUGGAUUGAAUUUCUGGGAAGAGCUAUUGACCAUAAUUGGGUUAGAAUCAGUGAUAUGGUUCUCGCUGAUUGAUCCAAAAACUAAUGUAAAUAUUUGUUAUUCAUUAAAAAUGUUAUUUAUGGAA
This is a messenger RNA of Parasteatoda tepidariorum (common house spider), 1269 nucleotides long. Its product is annotated as cyclin-D1-binding protein 1 homolog. Lineage: Eukaryota; Metazoa; Arthropoda; Arachnida; Araneae; Theridiidae. Gene Ontology annotation, cellular component: nucleus. The record is from RefSeq and is a predicted model, not a curated record.